AAAAAAGCACAUAUAAGACACCCUGCACCAUGGUAUUCUUGCUAUCCUCAAAAUAUAGUCUACGAAAAUGGCACCUAGAAUCCCUUCCAUGGAAGAUUACGAUCCUACCUCAUCAUCACAGGCUUUACUCCUCCGCGAUGCACCCUUCCUCUUGAAACACGACUACCUCCCUCUCGAAGCUGGAUAUGCAGUUGCUCCAGAUGGGAUGCAUCAUAUCGCUGGGUCGACGUAUAUGCGAGACUGCACUGGCGCCAUGAUUAACUGGUGGUUUGGGUGGAUUCAUAAUACCGAGCAGUAUAAACUGUGGCAUCCGAGAGAUCAUGUUUUCUCGGAUUGGGAGGGGGCGAGGAAUAAUGAUUCUACAUAUAUUGGAGGACACCAUCUCGUCCAUGAAUAUAUUGGGACCGAAAUCGCCAAACUGAAAAUCUCCUUCCUCAGCCCAAGCAAUUAUUUCGGACCGGACUGGGAAGAUCUCUUCAAAGAGGCAGGCUACUCGACGGCGAUUUGCGGUCGCGUUGGAAGCUGGAAUGACGAUAACAGCGCGACGUAUUAUGGACAUUUGAUUCAUUUGAUCAAAGAUGAGCCGGAUGGGUGUCGGAUGCGAUCUCGAUUUUGGCUGGGAGAUGCAGAAGGCGUUACAGAGGCUGAGGAGCGCGUCAAGCUAGUGCCCGAUGGGAUGAGUACGGCGUUGUUGAAACAUUGUACGGAGGAGAUGGCGAUUUUGGCGACAAGGUUGCCAGCGAUGUAUAAGGAUUUUUCUUAAUCUGUUUUUUCUUGAAGCGAUAUGUCAGUGCAAGACAAUGAGGUCAUACAGGAG
Messenger RNA from Aspergillus wentii DTO 134E9, 817 nucleotides. RefSeq lists its product as uncharacterized. Gene Ontology annotation, molecular function: hydrolase activity. The transcript has 2 exons. The coding region runs from base 68 to 763 and encodes 231 amino acids. The record is from RefSeq and is a predicted model, not a curated record. Lineage: Eukaryota; Fungi; Ascomycota; Eurotiomycetes; Eurotiales; Aspergillaceae.